AUGGUUGCCUCUUCUUUACGUGAUGUGCCAGGGCCAUUCCUUUCCAAAUGGACAACUCUUCCACUUCAGAUCCAGUGGGUAUGGGGUAGACGAGCCAAAUAUGUCCAUGCACUUCAUCAAAUAUAUGGCCCCGUUGUUCGCUUGAGCCCCAAUGAAAUUGAUAUAUCAGAUCUCAAAGCGGUCCGGCAGAUUCAUCAAACCGGCAGUGGAUUUCUCAAAGCCUCCUGGUAUCAGAAACUGUCGCCUCCAGGUGUUGAGAACCUGUUUGUCACAACCAACCCGCAGUUUCACAGUAGACACCGACGUCUUCUAUCGACCCCCCUUUCGGACUCUUCGCUGCGCCUCGCUGAGCCAUUGAUUGACUCUAGAGUCCAGCUCACAAUCCAACGUAUGAGAGAACAAAUGGAUACCAAUGGUGUUGUUGAUGUAUACAAAUGGUGGGUAUUCAUGUCGACUGAUAUUAUUGGGGAAUUGAGCUUCGGGGAAUCAUUUGAGCUGUUGGAAAACGGAAAGAGAAGCCAACUUGCGGAAGAUGUCAAGAGGACAGGUUAUAUCGAAUGCCUUCACACAACCGUUCCUUCUCUCGUCAAACUUGCGACCAUGCUGCCCAUUCCUUUUGUUCCCGAAAUAGUCCUUGGAGGUCAAAGGAUGCUGAAAAGUUCCGAUGAAGCAAUCGAGAAAUACAAGCAUCAACUCAUCAAAAAUAAAGAUAACCCCAAGAUGUCGCUCUUUACCAAGCUCUUUAAUAGCGUUGACUCUGACAGUCUCACAUAUGAAGAGAUCAGAGAUGAAGCUUUCACUUAUCUUCUUGCGGGCAGUAGUCCUACCGGAACUACAUUGACUUAUCUUGUAUGGGCGGUCUGCCAGCACAAGGAAGUCCAAAAGGCCUUGGUGAGCGAAGUUUGUUCUCUCCCAGAGAACUUCACCGACCAGGAUGUCCGGCGUUUACCUUAUUUGGAACAAGUGAUCAAUGAAACCUUGCGUCUGUAUGCUAUUGCGCCUUCUGGGUUGGCUCGGGCUGUCCCGUCAAGUGGUGCAGAGCUUGCUGGCUUUUUCAUUCCCGCUGGUGUUACCGUCUCAACACAGGCAUAUACUCUUCAUCGAGACCCAAAGAUAUUUCCAGAUCCUCUCAGGUUUGACCCAUCCCGCUGGGCCAAUUCGACUAAGGAGAUGAGAGAUGCCUCCAUGCCAUUUGGUGGUGGAUCCCGAAUUUGUGUUGGUCUACACCUUGCACGCCGGCAGAUACGUCUUGCGACAGCCUACUUCUUCCGUACCUUCCCACGCGCCAAAGUUUCGACUCAACAAAACAUGAGUGACUCAGACAUGGAGCAACUGAUUUACUUCAUGAUGGCACCAAAAGGCAAGCGCUGUCUGGUUGAAUUGGCUUGA
Molecule: messenger RNA, 1389 nt
Organism: Penicillium soppii
Lineage: Eukaryota; Fungi; Ascomycota; Eurotiomycetes; Eurotiales; Aspergillaceae
Product: cytochrome P450
Exons: 5
Coding region: 1-1389 (462 amino acids)
Molecular function (GO): oxidoreductase activity, acting on paired donors, with incorporation or reduction of molecular oxygen; iron ion binding; monooxygenase activity
Source: RefSeq, a predicted model, not a curated record